This is a messenger RNA of Numida meleagris (helmeted guineafowl), 1506 nucleotides long. It is a transcript of the gene NSUN4, whose product is annotated as NOP2/Sun RNA methyltransferase family member 4. NCBI's taxonomy places the organism in Eukaryota, Metazoa, Chordata, Aves, Galliformes, Numididae. The record is from RefSeq and is a predicted model, not a curated record. Gene Ontology annotation, cellular component: mitochondrial large ribosomal subunit. Gene Ontology annotation, molecular function: methyltransferase activity. Gene Ontology annotation, biological process: rRNA methylation. Bases 62 to 1270 code for a protein of 402 amino acids. The transcript has 6 exons.
GCAGCCGCGGACCCGGCUGGGAGCUCCGGUCCCGCCCCGGAAGGAGCAGCUGAGCGCGGCCAUGGCGGCUCCGAGCGGGCGGGCGGCGGUGCUGCUGCGGAGAGGUCAUGUGCCGGGGCUGGGCCCGGUGCCCCGGCGGUACCACUACAAGAAGAAGUGGGCCACCACCGCCCCGCGCAUCCCAGCCACACGCCUGGCGCUGCACCACUUCGACACCACGUACAGCCUGCAGCUGCAGGAGCGCUGGCCGGCCGUGCGCGCCGCGAUGCUGUGCGAGCAGAAGUACGGCGCCCUGCUCAACAACUUCGCUUCUGCCGACCUCAUUGCCCAGCAGCUGGAGCUGCUCAGCGCCACCGAUUUCAUUUCUGAAGCCUCCAGAAGGGCACAGUGUUGUCAGGAAGCUGUAGAAGUGGAGAGGAGGAAAACUUCCCUGGAGGGGUCUGGUGGAGAUGGGACGAUGGUACCAAUGGAGACGUCACCGCUGCUUCGUGCCCCCGUCAGCACCAACAUCAAGUGCUACACCUUCCCCAGAGGCAACAUCUCGCGCUUCCGUCCUGCGUGGCCAAACUCUCUUGGGAUCCUCAGCUACUACCUCAUGGAUGCAGCAUCCCUCCUGCCUGUUUUGGCCCUCAAUGUGCAGCCGAAUGACCUCGUCCUGGACCUCUGUGCAGCUCCGGGUGGCAAGACGCUGGCUCUGCUGCAGACUGGGGCUUGUGGGCAUCUGGCAGCCAAUGAUGUUUCCGUUUCCCGAACAAAGAGGUUGUACCACAUUCUCAAUAGCUACAUUCCUAAGGAAAUCAGGGAGUCUGUGAGCAUCACAUCACACGAUGGAAGGGACUGGGGGGAGCUGGAAGGUGGAACUUUUCAUAAGGUCCUCGUGGAUGUGCCUUGCACAACAGACAGGCACUCUGUCAUGGAGGAGGAGAACAACAUCUUCCACAAAAUAAGAACCAAGGAACGUCAGAUGUUGCCAAUGCUGCAGCUGCAGCUGCUGAUGGCUGGGAUCCUUGCUGCCAAGCCAGAAGGAGAGGUGGUGUACUCCACGUGCUCCCUCUCUCAGCUGCAGAAUGAACACGUGGUCGAGAGAGUGAUAGACAUCGCAGAAACCCAGUUCAACAUCACUGUCCACGUUGAGGACCUGAGCCACUUCCGGACGCUCUUCAAGGAUACGUUUUGUUUCUUCUCAGACUGCCGGCUGGGGGAGCUCGUUCUUCCUCACCUCACAGCCAAUUUUGGGCCUAUGUAUUUCUGCAAGUUACGCCGAGUGUAAGGGAUGGCAGAUCUGGGCUUGGGGCAGUUCAGCUUUCCUUACUGUACAUCUCUGGGCCAUCACGUUUGGAACUGACGUUGUUUCCCCAUUGCUGGCUAUCAUGAAAUACCCUGAAUGUCCAGGGAAAGCAUAUUUAAAGGAUAUUUAUUUUUCUUUUUAAAAUGUCUCAGGCUAAAUUGUUUUCAUCCUAUGUGAACAGGUUCAGGAUAAUAAAUACCAGCUAGGGAUGGAUCUCA